Molecule: messenger RNA, 1644 nt
Organism: Cynocephalus volans (Philippine flying lemur)
Lineage: Eukaryota; Metazoa; Chordata; Mammalia; Dermoptera; Cynocephalidae
Product: histone-lysine N-methyltransferase SETMAR
Cellular component (GO): nucleus
Molecular function (GO): histone methyltransferase activity; zinc ion binding; protein binding
Source: RefSeq, a predicted model, not a curated record
UCGCGGAAGCGCUGGAGAAGGGGUGGCCUUUCGUAAUGGCAGCGUCUGAGGAGGAGCCUGAGGCCCCGACCGAGCAGCUCGACGUCGCGCGCGGCCUGGAGAACUUGCCUGUGAGCGCGUGGCCCCCGGGGGCGAGGCCGGCGCCCUUCCAGUAUACUCCUGAUCAUGUAGUUGGACCCGGAGCAGGCAUUGAUCCCAGUCAGAUAUCCUUUCCUGGAUGCAUUUGUGUCAAAACUCCCUGCCUUCCUGACACUUGCUCCUGUCUCCGCCAUGAAGAGAACUAUGAUGACAAUUCAUGCCUUAGAGAUAUAGGAGCAGAAGCAAAGUAUGCUGAGCCUGUUUUUGAAUGUAAUGUGCUGUGCCAGUGCAGUGACCACUGCAGAAACAGAGUGGUUCAGAGGGGUCUGCAGUUCAACCUCCAGGUGUUCAAGACGGAUAAAAAAGGCUGGGGACUUCGUACCCUGGAAUUUAUACCAAAAGGAAGGUUUGUCUGUGAAUAUGCUGGUGAAGUUUUAGGAUUCUCUGAAGUACAAAGAAGAAUUCACUUACAAACAAUUUAUGACUCGAAUUACAUUAUAGCCAUCAGAGAACAUAUUUAUAAUGGGCAAGUAAUGGAAACAUUUGUUGACCCUACCUAUAUAGGAAAUAUUGGAAGAUUUCUUAAUCAUUCUUGUGAGCCAAACCUGUUGAUGAUUCCUGUCCGUAUUGACUCAAUGGUACCUAAGUUGGCACUCUUUGCAGCCAAAGACAUUUUGCCAGAAGAAGAACUCUCAUAUGAUUAUUCAGGAAGAUUUCUUAAUCUAAUGGAUGAUGAAAACAAAGAAAGGUUAGAUAAUGGGAAACUAAGAAAACCUUGUUACUGUGGUGCCAAAUUGUGUACUACUUUCCUGCCUUAUGACAGUUCACUGUACUGCCCCUUAGAAAGGCCAGAUAUCAAUUGUGGGAAUGAGAGGAAACCAAGCAUGUGUGGCUCCCUUCACAAGCCACUUACCCUCAAGGUAAGUCUGCCCUGUAGUAAGCAGCUUGACCCUCCCUACAGGGAAGGCCAGUGGUUGUCUAGCUUUGCCCUUGCCUAGUUGCAUAAGUUUAACUCAGGAAUGUGGCAGAGACUGCGAGCUGUCCAUCAAUAUCCUUUCUCCCCUUCUGUAAUAGAAUUCUCAAUUUUACCUGGGUAUAUGACUAUCCCGAAUACUCACUUUCCUAGUUAGAUGUGGCUAAGUGACUAUGGUCUAGCUAAUGGGAUAUAAGCAAAAAUGGCCUGUCCUUAAAUAGAGAUAUCCUGCCCUUCUCCUCAUCUUUCUUCCUAUUGGCUGGAAUGUAUACAUGAUGAUGGGAGCUGGAGCAGCCAUCUCAGAUCCCAAGAUGGCCUGGAAAAAGGAAGCCAUGCCUAGCAAAUCAACAAAAUAGAAAGGAGUCUGAGUGUUUGAUACUGUAGAACAUUCAACCAGUCCUAAUCUAACACCUCUUGACUUUCAAGUGAAAAAAAUAGUCUCUCCUUGGUUUAAGCCACUGUUACUGUGAGUUUUCUAGCACUCACACCAAACCUCAUCAUGAUGAUCCAAGAAAACUCUUGUGUCUGCAUAUCUAAGCCCUGCUUUCCAGCCAAUUUUAUCAGUAAUAAAGCUGAUAUUUUGAUUUCUGUCA